Messenger RNA from Medioppia subpectinata, 767 nucleotides. Lineage: Eukaryota; Metazoa; Arthropoda; Arachnida; Sarcoptiformes; Oppiidae. The record is from the annotation of a GenBank genome assembly.
AAAUGACAGCCAAUAUGUACUUCUUGUCGAGUAUUUUACUCUUUGUUUUAACAGCGUUUGAAACGUCGGCCAAAAGCGUUAGCAUUUCAAACGUAACCACUUAUCUAAACAGUGAAUUAUCAUUAAAUAAUGGCUUAAAAAUGCCGAUUCUUGGAUUUGGGACGGGAGGAGAUGGUGUGACACCGAGUGUUGUGUAUGAUAUGGUCAUCAAUGCCAUCGACGCGGGCUAUCGACACAUCGAUACGGCCUUUAUAUUUCACAAUGAGAUCGAAGUCGGACGAGCUAUUAAUGACAGGAUUAGACAGGGAAUCAUCAAAAGGGAGGACAUCUUUGUGGUGACGAAGAUAUGGAAUACGUUUCACUCGAGAGCCAGAGCUGCGGAGGCCAUCAGGCAGUCGCUCUCAAACCUAAACCUCGAUUAUAUCGAUCUUUUGCUUAUGAAUUGGCCGAUGGGAUAUAAAGAGGGAACAAUUGAUGAGCCACUGGAUAAAUACAAACUGAUAAUCCCAUCGCCUGUGGACUAUGUGGACACUUGGAAGGAAAUGGAGUUGAGUGUUAGCGAUGGUAUUGUUAAGUCCAUAGGUCUGUCCAAUUUCAAUAGCCAACAAAUCUUGAGAAUCCUCGAUAGUGCCAUAAUUAAGCCCGUGAUUAAUCAGAUUGAAAGUCACCCGCAAUUAUCUCAAGACAAGCUAAUAAACUAUUGUAAGAGUAAAGACAUUCACGUAACCGCUUAUAGCCCGUUAGGUGAGGGCCGACUGUUGGACAGG